Molecule: messenger RNA, 3270 nt
Organism: Prunus persica (peach)
Lineage: Eukaryota; Viridiplantae; Streptophyta; Magnoliopsida; Rosales; Rosaceae
Exons: 4
Coding region: 624-3077 (817 amino acids)
Biological process (GO): mRNA processing
Source: RefSeq, a predicted model, not a curated record
UUGAACCCUCCUGGAUAUUUUCAUCUUCUCUCUUCGUCUGCAAGAACCAAUCCACUAAACAUUUUUAACAAACCCGAUUCAGUCGAAGGAGGUUUAUUCAGCAUAAGAAAGGAUUAGGGUUAGGGUCAGUUCUUCGAUUUGGGGCGACAAUGAUGUACCUGAUCCUCAACAGCAACACCACCAACAGCAUCAGCAUCAGCAGCAAGGUGGAGAAUUUCACAGGGGGCCCCGCCGCCAGCGCCAGUGAUGCGUCAGUCGUCGGCUUCUUCGACUAAAAUGGCCCCAGAGUAUCACCACCCAUCUGGUCCCGCUCCUCCUCUUCCUCCUUACGAUGCUCAUCCUAAUGGUUUUGCUGCAAAAAGGAUGAGAAAGCUUACCCAGAGGAGAGCAGUUGAUUACACUAGCACUGUGGUGCGAUAUAUGCAGGUAGAAAUUUCAAAAUCUCCCCAUAAAAUGAAUGCAGGCCACAUGUUCGACAAAAUGUUUCAGACAUAUGCAAUUGAGCGUUCUGCUGACUAUAACUGGAUGCAUGCCCACAUUUUAUUUUUGAACAGGGCCUCAUAAAGCUCAAAGGUGGCCCUGCCCCCUCUCUAGCAAUAGUCGCAGCAGCAACAUUUUCUUCCAUGUCUUAUGAAAAAAGGCUCACCGUUGCCAGAAAAGCUACCUCCCUCACUGCUCACCUCUGUGAUAAGGUGCAAAAGGUCCUUGUGCAGUCAGACACUCAUUCAAACUCAGAAAAAAGUCCUGGUGCAGCAGCUGAUUAUGGUAGAGCUUCAGAAAGAAUAGAAGAAUUUGCAGAUCACUCCACGCUUGCUACUGCUGAUGGUGAUAUCAAUCGUGGCAUUCAUGAAAUGAAAUUGGCAGAAAACUUAGCCAAUCUUGUAAAGGAGUCUUCUCAUAUGGAUGAGAGAAGACCCAAGAGCCGAAUGGAGCUCAAGAGGUCUCUUGAAUUGCGCAUAAAGAAGAGGGUGAAGGAACAAUACAUCAAUGGGAAGUUUCGAAACCUAAUGGCAAAAGUCAUUUCCAAUCCAGAAACUCUUCGGGAUGCUUAUGAUUGUAUUAGACUCAACUCAAAUAUUAAUACAGCAUUCAAUGAUGAUAAUACCUCUUUUGAUUCUAUUGCUAAAGAGCUGGGUUGUGGGAGUUUUGAUGUUAAUGCCAAUACCUUCUCUAUCUCAAAAAAGGGUGCAAGGGAAGAAGUUUUGGUACUUCCCAAUAUAAAUCUGAGGGUCAUUCAGGAAGCAAUCAGAAUUGUUUUGGAAGUUGUUUACAAACCCGAUUUCUCUAAGAUUUCACAUGGUUAUCGAAGUGGGAGGGGGCAUUCUACAGCUCUGAAGUAUAUCAGCAAGGAGAUUUCUAAUCCUGAUUGGUGGUUUACAUUGCUCAUAAAUAAAAAGCUUGAUGCUUGUAUACUUGGUAAACUUAUAACAGUGAUGGAGGAUAAAGUAGAAGACCCUAGCCUCUAUGCUAUGAUCCAAAGCAUGUUUAACGCCAAUGUGCUCAACUUGGAGUUUGGUGGUUUCCCAAAAGGUCAUGGCCUUCCACAGGAGGGCGUAUUGUCUUCUAUAUUAAUGAAUAUUUAUCUCAACCAAUUUGACUAUGAAUUUUACAGAUUGUCAAUGAAAUAUGAAGCUCUCAGUCCAAGCUUACAUUCUGAUCAAAAGUCCCAGUCUAAGCUGCGCAGCUGGUUUAGGAGACGCCUGAAAGGUAAUGAUCUUGGCUGUGCCGGUGAAGAGAGUUUUAGCAUAAGGGUCCAUUCUUGUCGUUUCAUGGAUGAGAUAUUUUUUUCAGUGGCUGGUUCUAAGGAUGCUGCCCUUGAUUUCAAAUCUGAGGUUCUAAAUUACUUGCAGAAGUCUUUGCACUUGGAUGUGGAUGAUCAAGCAGAGUUAUUGUCAUGUCAAAUGCUGCAUGGGAUCCGCUUUUUGGGCACUUUAGUUAGAAGAAAUGUAAGAGAAAGUCCUGCUACAAGAGCAGUCCACAAGUUGAAGGAAAAAGUUGCUUUAUUUGGUUUACAAAAAGAAGAGGCCUGGAAUGCUGGGACGGUUAGUAUAGGAAAGAAAUGGUUGGGUCAUGGUCUGAAGAAGGUAAAGGAGUCGGAGAUUAAGCAUUUAGCUGACUGUAGGUCUGUUUUGAGCAAAAUUUCCCAUUUCCGUAAAUCCGGUAUGGAAACUGAUCAUUGGUACAAGCACUUGCUGAAGAUAUGGAUGGAAGAUGUCAACGCCAAAGCAGCAGAGAGUGAGGAUGCUAUCCUGUCCAAGUAUGUUGCAGAGCCAGCUCUACCCCAAGAACUAAGAAACUCCUUUUAUGAAUUUCAGAGACAGGUGAAAACGUAUGUUUCUUCUGAGACCACUUCUACUCUUUCCCUUUUGCCAAGUGCUGCUUCUUCCACCGAAUCUGUCAUUAUCACUGAGAUAAUUGCUCCUGUUAAUGCCAUUAAAAAGCGUCUCCUACGAUAUGGAUUGACCACAUCUGAUGGUUAUCCCCGCACAUCCUCUUUGCUAAUCUUACAAGAUAAUGACCAAAUCAUUGAUUGGUUUUCGGGUAUUGUUCGCCGUUGGCUUAGAUGGUAUGCCGAGUGUGAUAACUUUAAUGAGGUAAAGCUCUUGAUUUCUAAUAUAGUUAGAAAAUCUUGCAUUCGCACUCUAGCAGCAAAGUAUCGUGUGCAUGAAACUGAGAUAGAGAAACGUUUUGACACAGAACUAAGCAGAAUUCCGUCUACCCAAGAAAUAGAGCAAGAGAUGGUAAACGAGACAUCAGAUGCUCAAUCUUAUGAUAAUGAUGAGGCAUUAACAUAUGGAAUUUCUUACAGUGGCUUAUGUUUACUCUCUCUGGCAAGAAUGGUAAGUGAGUCACGUCCUUGCAAUUGUUUUGUAAAUGGGUGUAUGGCUCCAGCGCCAAGUGUUUAUACUCUUCAUGUAAUGGAAAGGCAGAAGUUUCCAGGCUGGAACACAGGGUUCUCAAGUUGUAUUCAUCCCAGCUUGAAUAGACGGAGACUUGGGUUGUGCAAGCAACAUUUAAAGGAUUUGUAUCUUGGUCAUAUAUCACUUCAGUCCAUCAAUUUUGGUGUAUGGAAAUGACUGUAUUCAAUUAAAUAUAUCUUAUUGAGCUAUGGAUAAUUUGGGUAUUAAAGCUCAUUGAUUUUGAAGCUUUCAAUGGAGGCUUGAAAGUGCCAAGAUUUCUCUCAGAUGGCUUUGUAGUGUGUACCUGAAAAAUGAUGUCUGAAUGCUUGUUGAGCCAUUUACACGAAAAAACAUGGUAAGUUACUUAUUU